UAACUGUGACGUAACGAUCCCAUUGUUGUCGGUUGCUAGGGGCGACGUUGUCGGUGUCUAGGACGUACAGUUGGCGGCAAACAUUGGCAGCGGUGUACUUUAUCAAACCGUUAACUCACAGAACAAUCAAGUGAGAUGACGACUGUAGGCGUGGAUUCGGGGUAUAACAAUCAGGCACAGCCCAUGAAGAUACCUAGCUAUUCCUACCAAUAUCCUUCCCAUAGGAAAGUACAGUUAGCCGCUGUCAAGGAUGGUCUGUUCCACCCCAAACUUCCCAGUUUCCGGAGAAUGGAUAUGGAUACGGCGGGACACAAGCUUCCAUAUGAGCACUGCAGAACCACCACCACAUGUGGCCCAGAGGAUUUCAAGAGGUCCACGUCAACGCUGUUUGAUCCACCAACGAAACAAAUGUCUAGUCUGGAAAUCACACAAACAGGGAAACAGCUACACAGACACUACACAACACCCGACGAACUCAAGAAAGCGAAAGAAGAAUGGUCGGAUUUCCUUAACAGAUCUCCUGAACGUUUUAACAUCAAACUGCCGGAACUUCCAGACAGCAAAGAUCAAAGAUUUUUAGGUUACUCUGUACGUUACCUGAGACCAGAAAUUACGAAAUCUUGGAGGUACACCCUAAAACAGGAACCCACGCUCGACCAGUACGGCCAGCGACCAAUGCCCGCUAACGUUUUUGCCCGAUACAGGGACACCUACCCACAGUACAGCAGGAAUAUCUCGUCAGAGGCGUGGAGAUAGUCACCAAACCAAUAGUAUUCAGUGUUUCAAAAUGAGAUAACCAAUCUGGAGAAGUGUAACAAAAGGACCAACAAUCAGCUUUGUUACAAAAAAGUUUUAACCAAUUGGAACUGUCAGCAUGUUGUGUACUCAUUGCUCAAAUGUUGUUAUUGUACAGUAUUGUUAAACCGGAUCCAGAAACAGGAGUAUAAUAGCCAAAACCUUCACGGUCAGGCGUGGAUCCGGAUUUACCCUCAAAGUAUUAUCUUAUAAACCCAUCUCAGUAUUUGUUGUUACAUUUUUUUCCCAUUUUAUCAUAGUUUAUAUAUAGAUAAAGACUAUUUCUAUAAUUGUUUACAAAAUUUGUGAUUUCCUAUGUGAUAUUUAUACCGUAUAUAUACUGCUUUAUACACGUUGUCUUAAUAUAUGAAACUAAGCAUGACACACUUUAUGUCUAUAUAAUGAUAGCAAAAAAAAGGUUAUUGAUUUUUUAAACGGAGCUUCUUUUUUCAAAAAUAUCAAUUUUUAGUGGUAAAAUUUUCAAUAUGUGUUGGAUUUUGUUAAUAUAAUUUUUUUCUCAAUAAUUUUUUUUCAAAACGACCUUGAAAAUUCCAUAUUUACAGUGCAGCCUCUUAUGUUCAUAGCCAUCAGUAUUAUUGUUGUUGGUGUAACUUUUCGAAGAAUUAUUUUAUCAUGUUCAUGCAGUGCUGUGUUAUACGUCUCUGUAAAAAAUAAAUAUUUUAC
Pecten maximus is the source of this 1479-nucleotide messenger RNA. Its product is annotated as testis, prostate and placenta-expressed protein-like. The transcript is spliced from 8 exons. The record is from RefSeq and is a predicted model, not a curated record. Bases 136 to 756 code for a protein of 206 amino acids. NCBI's taxonomy places the organism in Eukaryota, Metazoa, Mollusca, Bivalvia, Pectinida, Pectinidae.